AUGGAUGGAUCCUGGUUUGGCGGCAUGAAAAUACAAGGUAUGAAGAAAAAUAUAUUCUCCCGGGGUGUGUAUUGGAGCCAGCCAAAGCCGCCGAAGAGGGGACUAGCGCGUGGGUGGAAGCGCAAGAGGCCCGAUCAACGCAGCAACGACGACGACGACGACGUCAACGACGGCCAAGGCGACGAGGAGUGCGACGUAGCCGUACGUUAUCGCAGACAGCGUGGCGAGCAGCAGGCUAACGACCAGGCUGGUCCGUGGUGCCGGCUGCGCAACAAGCGUCCGAGGCCAACGGGACUGCGCGAAGAUGCCGACGAGCCUCGGCCAUCAACGUCGUCGAGGGCGGACACACCGCCACCACCGCCGCCGCCGCCACCAUCGACGCGUCUGGCGAAGCAGCAGCAGCAAGCGUCGCGUUGGACGGGCUGGUCCGACUGCUUUGACCGACAGCCCGUCGUCGUGCUGUAUCAGCCCAUCGGCAAGGAGGCCCGUGGCGUUAGCAGCAGCAAGGCCAGCCCCGGAGGAGCGGCUCGCUGCAUACCGUUGGCAUCGUCGUCUCGCUCGGCCUCUUUGGGCUCGAGCCAAUAUUCGACCCGGGCGCGCUUUACCACAGUGAGUGGUGGAAAACGUGAAGAUUGA
Trichogramma pretiosum is the source of this 636-nucleotide messenger RNA. RefSeq lists its product as uncharacterized. The transcript is spliced from 3 exons. The record is from RefSeq and is a predicted model, not a curated record. NCBI's taxonomy places the organism in Eukaryota, Metazoa, Arthropoda, Insecta, Hymenoptera, Trichogrammatidae. The coding region runs from base 1 to 636 and encodes 211 amino acids.